Salvia splendens (bonfire salvia) is the source of this 1044-nucleotide messenger RNA. RefSeq names its product formin-G-like. The transcript has a single exon. Gene Ontology annotation, biological process: protein localization to cortical microtubule cytoskeleton. Lineage: Eukaryota; Viridiplantae; Streptophyta; Magnoliopsida; Lamiales; Lamiaceae. Gene Ontology annotation, cellular component: cortical microtubule. The record is from RefSeq and is a predicted model, not a curated record. The annotation marks the transcript as partial.
AUGGGACUGCAGAAAUCGCCUGCUCGGACGAAAGCUAAGCCCGACGCCUCGCCAAAACCGCCGGGAUCCGGCAAGCAGACAGGACCGAAAGGCUCCGGCAACGGCUUCUCCCGCACGUUCGGCGCCUACUUCCCGCGCUCCUCCGCGCAGGUCCAGCCGCGGCCGCCGGACGUCUCCGAACUCAUCCGGUUGGUCGAGGAUCUGCGCGAGAGCGAGUCACGCCUCAAGACAGAGCUCCUCGAGCACAAGCUGCUGAAGGAGUCCGUCGCGAUCCUGCCGAUGCUGGAGAGCGAGAUUUCGAGCAAGGAUUGUGAAAUUGAGCGGUUUAGGAAGAAGAUCGAGUGCCUGGAGGUGGAGAAUGAGCUGCUGAGGAAUGAGAACGAGUUUCUGCACAUGGAAUUGACCAACCAGAAUCAGAAAUACGAAGAGAAGAUCAAAUACAUGCAGGCGGAAUUGUGCGAGAUUAAACGAGCGGUUGCCGAGCACGAGGAAACGACGCCGUCUUCUUCUUCGUCUUCUCCGCCGAAGCUCGCUGAUGUCACCAAUAAUUACCACAAAUCCAAUUUCUCGGCCAAGGUUUUGCGAAAAUGCGUCACGCAGAGUAACAUUGCCUCGAAUUUCUGCGAUUCCGUUGCGAGCCUGAAGAAGGAUGACCUUGGAGGUACGGGGGAGAACGCCGAGCGGCCUCGGAGUUCCCGCUUCGAUUCCGAGGAGAUUCCCGGAACUUCUGAAGCGAUGAUCGCGAUUCGAUCCCGCGCGCCGCGGGUUCCGAAGCCGCCGCCGCUGCCGUCGUCGUCUCAGUGUUCACCCGCCUCUCUUUCUGAUUCAGCUGACCGCGCAUUGGCGGAGAUUUCCAAUAUUCCGCCACCGCCUCCGGCGAAAUCCAAGGUGGCUGCGCCUCCUACUCCGCCACCACCUCCGAAGGGGGUUACUGCUAUGCCUCCUCCUCCGCCACAGCCUCCGGCGAAAUCCAAGGUGGCUGCGCCGCCUGCUCCUCCUCCACCACCUCCGAAGGGGGGUAAAUCGAAGGCAGCGUUGGCGAAG